AUGACAGUGUUAGAGAGCCAUACCGAUUAUGAUGUGUACCUAGUGACAGCAAGAGUACAUGACUGUGAUGAAGAUUCUUUUAAAGAAAUUAGAGAAAGUGUAUCUAACCAAGAGGAAGAGUGUUGUGAUCCCUGUAGUACUGAAGCAAAUGAGUUGAGUGAGAGUGGAAUUCCAUUAGUAGGGGAAAAUAAUGAAAGGCUGCCUAGCCGCGAGGCGCGCAGCUACGACGCCGGCGUGCAUCGCGGCGGUGGCGGUGGCAAGCACCACGACGGCGCCUCUGCAGCGGCCGGCGCCGCCGCCGCCUCCGGGGCCAACGCGCUGCGGUCCGCGCCGGCGCCCACCUCCAUAUUCGCCACCGAGAACUCGACCGUGGCGGUGGCGCAGGUGGGCGGCACGGCCACCCUGCCGUGCGUCGUGCGCAAAUUUGCCUCCGGAGUGGUGUCCUGGAUACGAAGGAAGGACUAUCAUCUACUAACGGUUGGCCUAGCAACAUACAGCAGUGACAGUCGGUUCCAGAUUGUUCACGCUAGACACCUUCAAAGCUGGGCCUUGCAGAUAAAAUUCGUGCAACCACAGGACGCCGGCUGGUACGAAUGCCAAGUUUCCACGCAUCCGCCGACCAGCAUAUUUGUUGAACUGAAAGUCACAGAGGCGGUGGCAGAGAUCGCCGGAGCCCCGGACCUGCACCUGCGCAGCGGCAGCGAGCUGCGGCUGAUAUGCAAGCUGAGGCGGUCCACGGAGGCGCCCGAGUUCGUCUUCUGGUACCACGACGACCGCAUGAUCAACUUCGACGAGGACCGCGGCGUGGCUGUGAGCAAGGGGCGCGGCGGCAGCCAGCUGCUCAUCCCGAGGGCGGAGCGCACGGACUCCGGCAACUACACGUGCGCGCCCUCCAACGCGAGGGCCGCCAGCAUCACCGUGCACGUCAUCGAGGGCGAGAAGCCGGCGGCGAUGCAGCACGACAGCCGCAGCGCGUGCCCGCCUCCGGCCGCCGCCCCCGGGCUGGUGGUGGCGCUGCUGGUGCUGCUCUGCCUGUGGUCCUCGCUGGUGCUGGCCCCUGCCUGCACCGUCCAGCCUGCGAGCAGCUGACGCCGCUGUCUGCUCUGCGUGCGCCGUGGUCCCCUGCUGUGACAGCAGGGCGGCCGCCCGUGACACAACAGCUACUGUGCGCCGUCAGCGUCAAGCCAAUUCACCAGUACUGAUUACACGUCUCGUGCCACUUGUCUCUGUGCAGGUGACCAGUGAUGAGACUUCAGAUGUGAAGACAAUGUAUGGACGUGCAGAGAAUAUUUGGUGUUUGGGGCCUGGAGGUAUUUGAAUAUUGGUAAUUUACCCAUCGACAGCGCCCAAAACUAAUUGUAUACAGCCCUGAAUACAGGACUGUAUUAUAACAUACAGUAAGUGAUAUUUUGUCACACGUCAGAUGGUCUACUUUCUGUAAAUUGUAUAGUUAAAUAAAAUAUUUU
This is a messenger RNA of Schistocerca piceifrons (Central American locust), 1466 nucleotides long. RefSeq names its product lachesin-like. Gene Ontology annotation, biological process: synapse organization. The coding region runs from base 1 to 1089 and encodes 362 amino acids. The record is from RefSeq and is a predicted model, not a curated record. Gene Ontology annotation, cellular component: neuron projection membrane. NCBI's taxonomy places the organism in Eukaryota, Metazoa, Arthropoda, Insecta, Orthoptera, Acrididae. The transcript is spliced from 6 exons.